AUGGAUGGACGCUGGUCAGGAGCUGAUGCAUAGCUAGCAGUAGCAGGUGAAUGGGCUGAAUCUCUAUUCCACAGAUUGAAUAUCGAUCCUAAAGAACAUAAAAUGAGACGGGCCAACAGGUUGCCGCGAGCUGGGAAUUAUCUGCGAAGAUCUGAGCUGGGAUCAUUGAACCAUAAUAAUUCCUUGCUUUCUGCAAAUAUUGAAGUUUUUCGGGUAUGCACUUUCUAAAGGAUGUUGAUGUGCCUUACGGAAAACGAUCUUUCUACCGAGUCUGGAGACAGUAUCUAUAGAAAGAAGAUAAUGUUGAUAUGCUGGACUGAUGGAGAAGUAGCUGUUCUUGAAGAGGGUUCACUACUUUUAAGGCUUUAAAUUGAUCUGAAAUUAGGUGUAUGUUUUACCAGGAUGAAAGGUUGUGUCGAUAUAAAUCUAGAGGUACUUAGUUUACUUCCCUCUUACUUUUCUGAAGACUCUGAGAACUUUGCAGCUUAAGAGUGAGUUAUAAACGACUUACAUUUUCAGAAAUGUUUACCCUCAUUUGGAACUGUAAUCUCUGAGGAAGAACAGAGUUGUUACUCCAGAUAUGGAAUUGGUACCGUGCUGCAAAUAUGCAAGUUUCCAGUAGUGUGAAUCUUCUUGGAACAGUACACGAUGCGAAAAAAGAGAGAUUUGUUAUUUAGCCAUUAGAUGAGUUUGGACGCAAAUAGGAAAAGAUUCUUCUGCAAGCUCCAUACCGGUUCACCUUUUAGACAUUAGAUGUAGAGAUCCAGUCUGCUAAGUCACGUAGCAUUGUAUGCUUUGCAUUAACGUUAGCUAUUAAAAGCUGCUCAUUUCAUGGUCUAUACAGGUUUUGAUUAUUCUUCUCCUUG
Arabidopsis lyrata subsp. lyrata is the source of this 866-nucleotide messenger RNA. RefSeq lists its product as uncharacterized. The record is from RefSeq and is a predicted model, not a curated record. NCBI's taxonomy places the organism in Eukaryota, Viridiplantae, Streptophyta, Magnoliopsida, Brassicales, Brassicaceae.